GUUGAUAAGACAGACCAACAGUUAGUGGCAAAUGAAGCCAGGCUGUGCAGCAGGGUCUCCAGGGAAUGAAUGGAUUUUCUUCAGAGCCGAUGAAAGACACAUACGCUAUAGGAAAACAAUGUCCAACGGUGCGCUGCAAAGAUCUGUCAUCCUGUCAGCAUUUAUUCUGCUACAAGCUGUUACUGGCCUCUCUGGAGACGGAAGAGCUAUAUGGUCUAAAAAUCCUAAUUUUAGUCCUGUAAAUGCAAGUCAGCUGUUUCUCUAUGACACUUUCCCUAAAAACUUUUUUUGGGGUGUUGGGACUGGAGCAUUUCAAGUGGAAGGGAGUUGGAAGAAGGAUGGAAAAGGACCCUCUGUAUGGGAUCAUUUCAUCCAUACACACCUUAAAAAUGUCAACAGCACGAAUGGUUCCAGUGACAGUUACAUUUUUCUGGAAAAAGACUUAUCGGCUCUGGAUUUUAUAGGAGUUUCUUUUUAUCAGUUUUCAAUUUCCUGGCCGAGGCUUUUCCCCGAUGGAAUAGCAGCAGUUGCCAACGCAAAAGGUCUGCAAUAUUAUAAUACUCUUCUGGACGCUCUAGUACUUAGAAACAUUAAACCUGUAGUGACUUUGUACCAUUGGGAUUUGCCUUUGGCGUUGCAAGAAAAAUAUGGGGGAUGGAAGAAUGAAUCUAUGGUUGAUAUCUUCAAUGACUAUGCCACAUACUGUUUCCAGACGUUUGGGGACCGUGUCAAAUACUGGAUUACAAUUCACAACCCAUAUCUAGUUGCUUGGCAUGGAUAUAACACAGGUCUGCAUGCUCCUGGAGAGAAGGGAAAUUUAGCAGCUGUCUACACAGUGGGACACAACCUGAUCAAGGCUCAUUCAAAAGUUUGGCAUAACUACAACAGAAAUUUCCGCCCACAUCAGAAAGGCUAUGUUUCGAUCACAUUGGGAUCCCAUUGGAUUGAGCCAAACAGGUCAGAAAACACAAUGGAUGUGAGCAUGUGCCAAGAAUCCAUGGUUUCUGUGCUCGGAUGGUUUGCCACCCCUAUUCAUGGGAAUGGCGACUAUCCAGAUACCAUGAAGAAGUCGCUCUCCAUUCUACCCCUUUUCUCAGAAGCAGAGAAGGAGGAGGUAAGGGGCACGGCUGACUUCUUUGCCUUUUCCUUUGGACCCAAUAAUUUCAAGCCCCCAAACACCAUAGAUAAAAUGGGGCAAAAUUUGUCACUCAAUUUAAGAAAAGUGCUGAACUGGAUUAAACUGGAAUAUGGAAACCCCCGAAUCUUGAUUACGGAGAACGGUUGGUUCACGGACAGUUAUGUGAAGACAGAAGACACCACAGCCAUCUACAUGAUGAAGAAAUUCCUCAACCAGGUUCUUCAAGCAAUAAGGAUUGAUGAUAUUCAAGUGUUUGGUUAUACUGCCUGGUCUCUCUUGGAUGGUUUUGAGUGGCAUGAUGCUUAUAACACCCGGCGAGGAUUAUUUUAUGUGGAUUUUAAUAGUAAACAGAAAGAAAGAAAACCCAAGUCCUCAGCACAUUACUAUAAACAGAUCAUACAAGAAAAUGGUUUUAUUUUGAAAGAGUCCACGCCAGAUAUGCAGGGUCAGUUUCCCUGUGACUUCUCCUGGGGUAUCACUGAAUCUGUUCUUAAGCCCGAGUCGAUGGCUUCCUCCCCACAGUUUACUGACCCUCACCUGUACUUGUGGAAUGCCACUGGCAACAGACUGUUGCACCGAGUGGAAGGAGUAAAGCUGAAAACGCGGCCCGCUCAAUGCACAGAUUUUGUCAGCAUCAAAAAACAACUUGAGAUGUUGACCAGAAUGAAAGUCACCCACUACCGGUUUGCUCUGGACUGGGCCUCAGUCCUUCCCACUGGCAACCUGUCUGAGGUCAACCAACAAGUUCUGAGGUACUACAGGUGUGUGAUCAGCGAGGGGCUGAAGCUCAACAUCUCCCCAAUGGUCACGUUGUAUCACCCCACCCACUCCCAUCUAGGCCUCCCCACGCCCCUAUUACACAGCGGGGGCUGGCUGAACCCGUCGACAGCCACGGCCUUCCAGGACUACGCAGGGCUGUGCUUCCAGGAGCUGGGAGACUUGGUGAAGCUCUGGAUCACCAUCAACGAGCCUAACCGGCUGAGUGACAUCUACAACCGCACUAGUAACGACACCUACAGGGCAGCCCACAAUCUGCUGAUCGCACAUGCCCUGGUCUGGCACCUCUAUGACCAGCAGUACAGGCUGUCCCAGCGUGGCACGGUGUCGCUGUCCUUGCAUUCCGACUGGGCGGAACCAGCCAACCCCUAUGUCGACUCUCACUGGAAGGCAGCGGAGCGCUUCCUCCAGUUCGAGAUUGCCUGGUUCGCAGAUCCUCUGUUCAAGACCGGGGACUACCCCACCGCGAUGAGGGAGUACAUAGCCUCCAAGAAUCGGCAAGGGCUCUCCAGCUCUGCGCUUCCUCACUUCACCGAGGACGAGCGCAGGCUGGUCAAGGGCGCCGCCGACUUCUAUGCCUUAAACCACUUCACCACUAGAUACGUGAUGCACGAGCAGCAGAACGGCAGCCGCUACGACUCGGACAGGGACGUGCAGUUCCUGCAAGACAUCACCUGCCUGAGCUCCCCGACUCGCCUGGCGGUGCUGCCCUGGGGAGAGCGCAAGCUGCUCAGGUGGAUCCGGAAGAACUACGGAGACGUAGAUAUCUACAUCACUGCUAAUGGCAUCGACGACCAGUCUUUGGAAAAUGAUCAACUCCGAAAGUACUACUUGGAGAAGUACGUUCAGGAGGCUCUGAAAGCAUACCUUAUUGAUAAAGUCAAAAUCAAAGGCUAUUAUGCAUUCAAACUUACUGAAGAAAAAUCUAAACCUAGAUUCGGAUUCUUCACAUCUGAUUUCAGAGCUAAAUCCUCCAUACAAUUUUACAAUCACCUGAUCAGCAGCAGUGGCUUCCCUUUAGAGAACAGUAGUCCUAGGUGUAAUCAGACUCAAGAAAAAGCAGAGUGCAUUGCCUGCUCAUUUCUCCUGCAGAAGAAACCACUGAUAUUCUUUGGUUGUUGCUUCUUCUCCACCCUGGUUCUACUAUUAUCAAUCACUAUUUUACAUCAGCGAAAGAGAAGACAAUUUUGGAAAGCAAAGAGCUUACAAAACAUACCAUUAAAGCAAGGCCACAAGAGAGUCCUUAGCUAAAGUGAUCUGUCUUCACAGCUUAAAAAAUUCACUCCAGUUCUAUAUACUGGGAACUUACAGUAUUCCUGCAUAGUGUAAGAAAGAAGACAGUUUGAGAUACAGCAGUAAUCAAGGUGAUGACAAUCGAUGUCUCUGCAGUGAGGUUUAAAUGAGCUUUCCCUUAGGUGUUGACAUCAACAAAUUCAGUUCUUGGAGCUGAAGAAUAAGACUUCAAUGACUGUAAACUAUGAGGAUUACCUGUUAAAUUGCUUCAGGAAGCAUUUCCAUCAUUAUUCUCUAGCUUCUCUAAAUAUCAAUAUCUUCUCAUGGUUAAAAGAAUUAUUUUUAAAAAGUGAAAGUUUGUCAGACUCCAUAGCAGAGAUUUAAAACUAUUCUUUAAACUGGAUAGUUGGUGACAUUCUGUCACUUCUAACAAGGUGCUUUGUCCUUUAAGUCAGGGUGGUUCUCAAAUGAAAAGUAAAUCUCAACAAGGUAAGCAGUGCUUGUCUAUAGCCAGUUAUGGCAGACUCUGAAGUGCAUCAAUCUGUUUUCUCAAAAAACCUGUCAAGUAUUUAAAAAACAUCUAAAUUUGUGAGACAGGUUUUUCUCAAAAACAUUAUCAAGCAUUUCUAAAACAUCUAAAUUUGUGAGCUCUCUUAUUAGAUUUGUGAAUUUUAGAAAAAUUCAACUUCCAUAACUGAUAUCAUGGCAAGAUCACAGGAUAAAGAUUAAAAGCUGGACCCAACUGUCUGUGAAGACAGGAAGUCACUCAACCUGACUAGUACAGAAAUUUCACCUUUAAAUAAAUUGAGCAUUUCUUCUCCCCAAUUUUCAUGAAGUGAUAAACAAGAUUUGGUAGACUUAGUAAAGCUAAAAAGAUGUAAAUUUUACUUAUUGGUUAUCAAUAGCAAAGUACCAUAUUAUUAUUCCAUAAGACCCGCUCUUCCCCCUAAAGAGUUUCACUGCUUUUUACAUGCAUACAGCAAAGUACAAAGUGUGGCCCUUUCUGGACCUAGCAAUGUGACUCUGGAUGAGUUGAGUAUUACUAGUCUAAAUGUGUUAAAAUUAUUUUGUUUUAUUUACCACUUUGUAAGGCUAGAAUUAAGUAAAUUCUUAAAUCUGAACUGAGUAUUUUUUUUAAUGAACCUGAAUGUACACCAAUUUAUGCUUAUAAUUUUUUAGAUUAGGAAAUUAUCCUAAAUUAAAGGUAGUUUUCAUUGUAUCCAGAAUUCAUUAUCAACCCAUCAACCUCUUUUAACAUCAAGGUAUUGAAAAAAUGCGUGGUCAGAAGUCAAAUAUACACAAUUGGAAUUCUAACUGAUCAUGAAGAGCAAUUUAUUUCAAAGAUGGUGUAAAGAGAAAAUUGAUCAUGCAAAUGCUGAAGGAAUAGGCAAUAAAUUUGCUAUGUGGCUGGUCAAAUACAAAUGGUAAAA
Messenger RNA from Marmota monax (woodchuck), 4578 nucleotides. It is a transcript of the gene Klb, whose product is annotated as klotho beta. Gene Ontology annotation, biological process: carbohydrate metabolic process; fibroblast growth factor receptor signaling pathway. The record is from RefSeq and is a predicted model, not a curated record. NCBI's taxonomy places the organism in Eukaryota, Metazoa, Chordata, Mammalia, Rodentia, Sciuridae. Gene Ontology annotation, molecular function: fibroblast growth factor receptor binding; fibroblast growth factor binding; hydrolase activity, hydrolyzing O-glycosyl compounds. The coding region runs from base 32 to 3166 and encodes 1044 amino acids. The transcript has 5 exons.